AUGAGCUACUUCCAAGCUACAAUACACAAGCCUCAUAGUACGCUCACUGCGCACAAGCCAGUAGCUGGUCUUGGAAGGGCCCGUGAGCUACUUCAUCAACAUUCUCUAUGCCCACAUUCAACCAGAUCCUUCAAGCUGCAGGAGCAAGUUUAUCCAAGACUUUUUCUAGUUUCUGCUUGCCAUAAAAGGCUUGGUCCUGUAUAUGCUUCGAGUGGGAAAGAGAACCCUAAGAUUAUCAAUGAUCCCUUCUCGAUGGAAUCUUUGAACAAAGCUAUGGUAGAAGCAAAAAGGCCAAGGUCAAUUCAAGAUAUGCUGAUGGAUCAAAUGGCUAAGAUUCGAGGAUUAGGAUCUGGUGGAAAUGGAGGAAACAAAAACCGUUAUGGACGUGGUGGUGGUGGUUCUGAUGGCCCAGAGGACGAGUCUUUUAAGCAAUCAUUAUAUGAGAUGCUCCAGAUUUUGAUAGCAACUGUUGCGUUCAUACUUUUGUAUAUCCACAUAAUAAGAGGGGAGGAGUUAUACCGCCUUGCUAGGGACUACACCAGAUAUAUGGUUACUGGGAAGAGAACAGCUCGACUGAAACGUGCAAUGCUAAACUGGCGCGAUUUUUCUGAGAGCAUCACCAAGAAGGAUAGUGCACAAGAAGACUACUAUGGAAGAUCAACUUCUUCCGAGUCCACGUGGUGGCAACAGCCCCAACAGCUCGUUCGUCGUAUGGAGGAGCUCUGCAGAGGCUAUUUGCGCCCGCACGCGCAGGAAUCGUAG
Molecule: messenger RNA, 762 nt
Organism: Miscanthus lutarioriparius
Lineage: Eukaryota; Viridiplantae; Streptophyta; Magnoliopsida; Poales; Poaceae
Source: the annotation of a GenBank genome assembly